AUGAGCUUCCUCCAGCUGCUUGAUGCGGCGCUGAACAACGCUUCGAUCCCCCACCAGCCCUAUGUCCUCAUUUCGGAUGAACCGACUUUUGGCGGGCUGCCUAUCAUGCGGGAGAUAAUCAGGCGGAGUAUCGCCAGGAAUGCUUCAGUCCUCCUCAUCUGCGUACUGAGACCGCCAUCAACGUAUCUGCCCGGUGUCUCGGGUCAGUCGGGAUUCCUCGAGGUGGUGGACCUCUCGGACCGCGUGCCUGGCUAUGGCUCGUCAGAUUUGGAAGGAAUAAAGGCUGAGAUCCUGGAAGCUGCUCGACGCAUGGGACCCAAAGUCGAAAUCUACAUUGACGCCGUCGAUGUCCUCGCAGAAGACCAUACCUCUGCAGGGGCUCUGAGUCUGAUCAGAAGCCUCCUCAAACAAAUCAAAGCAAACAAGGCUCCCUCCCGCCUGACCCUCCUCCUCUCUCCCCACUCGGCUCUGUACCCCUCCCUCCUCCCACCCUCAUUCUGCGCCCCGCUCACGCAACUCCAACCACAUCCACUCUCACUCCUCAGCGCCCUAUCUACCGCCUACCUUGCGCCCAUCUCGCCCGAUCCGCGCUUUACCGAUCUGUUGACAAUGGCGUCAGAGCGGAGGAUAGGGGAACGGAUGGCCUGGCUAGGAGAGAGUAGUCUCGGGGACUGGUCCGCUGGGUCGGGGCAGGGUGCGGGCUCCGGUUCUGGAGGUGGAGGAGUAGGGAAGGGCAAAGGGAAGAGGAUGGACAGCGGGGAUGGGCAAGGCGUGGCAGUAGCGGCUGUUCAGGUCGUAGUGCGUAAAGCUACCGGCGGCGCGAAGGGGAUGAGCCGGAGCUUGGAGGGUCUGGCCAGUACCUCCGGUGUCUCUGUUUCCGGAUCAUCUCUGACGUCGGAAUCGUGCUCGACCUCGACCUCGACCUUAUCCGGGACAUGUCGGCUCGCCGUCAGACCGCUCGAAUCCCUCAUCGACCUCCAGCCCUUCUCGCAUCCCGCCGCCACGCAGGCUCAACAGCCAACGGCGGACACGCGGGCCAGCCAGGAUAAGCCCGCCCCGGCGCCACAGGCCGCUGCGACUCAUACGGCCCUCAACCUCCCUUUCAACCUGAGUCUGACGGAUGAGCAGCGGAGGAGGAGAGAUAGGGUGCCUAUACCGUAUGUGCAUGAAGGGGAGGGUGUGGAGGUAGGGUGGGAGGAAGAGGAGGAGGAUGACGACGAUGAGGAGAUAUGA
Messenger RNA from Dioszegia hungarica, 1233 nucleotides. RefSeq lists its product as uncharacterized. Gene Ontology annotation, molecular function: tRNA binding. Gene Ontology annotation, biological process: tRNA wobble uridine modification. NCBI's taxonomy places the organism in Eukaryota, Fungi, Basidiomycota, Tremellomycetes, Tremellales, Bulleribasidiaceae. Gene Ontology annotation, cellular component: cytosol; nucleus; elongator holoenzyme complex. The transcript is spliced from 4 exons. Bases 1 to 1233 code for a protein of 410 amino acids. The record is from RefSeq and is a predicted model, not a curated record.